Molecule: messenger RNA, 822 nt
Organism: Acanthosepion pharaonis
Lineage: Eukaryota; Metazoa; Mollusca; Cephalopoda; Sepiida; Sepiidae
Source: the annotation of a GenBank genome assembly
AUGUAUACAAUUUUUCUAUCUAUCUAUCUAUCUAUCUAUCUAUCUAUCUAUCUAUCUAUCUAUUUUAGUUUCCGUUCAUAUAUCUGUAUAAAUCCGUUUCUUUCUUUAUUUCUGUUAUGCUUUCUUUUCCUCUAUUCACCCACUCUUGCCUUCAAUCUAUAUAUGUUAUGCCUUCUUUUCCUCUAUCCCCACGUUUUGCCUUCAAUCUAUGUAUGUUAUGCUUUCUUUUCCUGUAUACCCACCUCUUGCUUUAAUCUAUGUAUGUUAUGCCUUCUUUUCCGCUAUCCCCACAUUUUGCCUUCAAUCUAUGUAUGUUAUGCCUUCUUUUCAUCUAUCCCCACCAUUUGCCUUCAAUCUCUGUAUGUUAUGCCUUCUUUUCCUCUAUCCCCACCUUUUGCCUUCAAUCUAUAUCCUUGUUCUUUUCCUCUAUCCCCCACAGUUUGCCUUCCGUCUAUGUAUGUAGGAUCCUUUUUUCCUCUAUCCUGCACCUUUUGCCUUCUAAUCUAUGUAGUUUAUGCAACCUUUUCCUCCAUCACCCCUUCUUGCCUUUGUCAAUCUAUGUGUAUGUUAUGCCUCUAUUCGCAUUCUUUGCCUUCAAUCUAUCCCUGGGCAUCCUCUAUCCCCCCUUUUGCCUUCAAUCUAGUUAGCCUUGAAUUCCUCUCAACUUUUGCCCCCAUCAUGGCGGGUGCCAUUUCUUUCAUUUUGCCAGAAUCUAUGUAUGUUAUGCCUUUUUCCAUCCCUAGGCUCAGGCGGAUUGCCUUCAAUCUAUGUAGGUUAUGCCUAACAAAACUGGAUCCCCACCUUUUGAUUGAAUCUAUGUAG